Molecule: messenger RNA, 1096 nt
Organism: Boeremia exigua
Lineage: Eukaryota; Fungi; Ascomycota; Dothideomycetes; Pleosporales; Didymellaceae
Exons: 2
Coding region: 141-857 (238 amino acids)
Source: RefSeq, a predicted model, not a curated record
GCGACUCCCUGCUUGUCAUAAAAUACCUACCUGGUCGUCCCCUCCGCUACUCCCACCACCUCCACUACACACCUCUACCUCACAACCACUCAAUCAGUCAGCCUCUCAACAAGAUUAAAACAAACAUUCACUCGUCCAUCAUGAGUAACGCAGAAGGAGAUCCGAUGCCACAUCCAUCCAGGCAGGAGUUCUUCGUCUAUGGGAUGAUCACUGUAUUGUUGGACAGUGCAAUGGACUGCAACAUCUGUCGCGAGCCACUCCGAGUGGAUGCCCUCACCGAUGACGAGACCGACUCGGAAGCAAGCAUCGAUGCUUCCAUCAGCGAUGUCAUCGGAGAAGCUUCAGACGACACACCCAAGGGUGCACGAGUGGAUGCUGCCGAGACCGACCCACAAGCAAACGUCGAGGCUUCUAUCAGCGAUGCCAUGGUAGAAGAUGGCGGCCACGAACCCGAGGUUGCAGUCCGUAUCGCUCACUGUGGUCAUGUCUUCGGUUACACCUGCCUCGUCCACUGGUUCAGCACAUCAGAAUCUAAUCGAUGCCCUAUGUGUAACCAGGAGCUCUUCCCGGUCGCUGCCAAAAUCUUGAUACCUUUCGAGUGGCCAACUUUCGGACAACGUAUCGCUUUUACGUACCUCGUUGAGACGCACCUGCGCGACCCCCAAGGUGCGGCUGUGCUUAGGGAGCACCUGAUGAGCCACUGGACUGCACAGAUCAUGCUGGACUUCUUCAACGAAGUUCUCGAAGAGCCGGGUCAUGAGCUUGUGUAUGUGAACGCGCCAGCUGACUUCGAUAUGGAUGAGGUCUAUGAUUAUGAGCUCGAUGACGAUGAGGACUCUGAUAUCUUGGGUGAUUGAUGCAUAAGACGAUGAGACGGAGGCUAGAGAAUUGGAGUACGGCGCCAUUGACGUCGCAGGGGAGCAUAUCACUGGAAUGAACGAGGACUGAGGCAGACGUGCCGAGUUGCGCCACACUUGGACACUAUGACAUCGACAUGGGUUUGGACGAUGCUUUCUCCUAUUACUGUACUUUCGAUCCGGACCAACGGCUGUUCGAAGAUAAAACGGUUUACUGCUAUCAUCAGAUUGUUUGGAAA